GAGAGCAGGAUGAGGUGUUCCACAUAGUAGCAGCGCCAGCCAUGGAGAAAAAAUAAAACCUAAUUUACCAAACUCAAACAGACACACAUUUUCUUUUCUCAUUUCCUAAGAUCUUUCCGCUUUCUUGUCUCAAUUUCUUCUUCUCUUUCUCUUUUCUCUCUCUUCCCAUUCUCAAAUCACUGCAAUGUGCUCCAUUUCUUCACUCUAACCACAACUAUGUCUGACCCUGAGGAUAAUUCUAAUAAGAAGGAGUCUUGGUUUUUCGACAACGAUUUUAAUGGUCUGCCGGAUGAUAUUGUUUUCGAUGAUGUCCUUAAGUUUUUAGAUUUACCAUUGGAAGAUGUUGACCCUAAUGGUGCUGAAGAAGACUGGAGUGUUCAAUUUCAAAGCCUAGGAGAGCCAUGUUUUGAUGCUUUUUCAGUGUCAUCAGCAGGGCUGCAUGGCGAAAGCAAAAUCCGAAAUGAAAUUCCUCGAACUGGGAAAAGCUUAUCUGCUCCUUAUAAUGAGAUUCCCCUAAUCAAACAAGUGGCGAAGAUUGCUGGACCAACCUAUGGAAAAACUAUUCCCAACCAGAAUGUUCCUUUCUAUGAAAAAAAAGAUUUGCAUCAAUACCGAAGCUACAGCCCGGUAUCUGUUUUUGAAGGCAGCAGCACUUCCUCGGCUGAGACUUCCAGCUUUGAUCUGCCUGUCAUCCCAGUUAAGCGGGCUCGAAGUAAACGCCGGCGUCCUUCAAUCUUAAAUCCUGUAUUCUCAAUUUCGUUCAUCCCUCCUAACUCACUGGCUUUGCAAAAAUAUCAUAAGACACCGACCUCUGAGUCAGAUUCAAACAAAGCAAAGAAACCGAGAAAAAGAGACCUAUCCGUGCUCUCAGGUGAUGUCGAGACAUCCUCAUCACAAGACUCAGUUGUCACUAGAAAAUGCUCGCAUUGCGAGAUCACAAAGACUCCGCAAUGGAGAGAGGGACCCAAAGGUCCCAAAACGCUGUGCAAUGCUUGUGGCGUUCGGUACAGGUCUGGCCGCCUCUACCCUGAAUACCGUCCAGCAGCCAGCCCUACUUUUGUAGAAUCAAUUCACUCAAACUGUCACAAGAAAGUUAUGGAGAUGAGAUGCAAAGUCAUCAAAGAAUGUGUUAGGGCCCCUUCUAGGUUGGCCACAUAAAAUAUUUAUCUUUUUUGAAGAUGAAAUGGUAAUACCAAACAGGAUCCUCCUUUGUUUAUUGUUUUAAAUUUUAGAGUGUCAUGUUAUAUUAUUGUUUAGCAUAAUUUGUUUAAUGUAAAUUGAUUGGUGUAAUAAAAAGGUAGUUGCAGCAGAAUCAGAUCAGUGAUUAGUGCUUGUUAGGCAUUGAGGAAACAUUGGUGUUGAAGAGGUUGAGAAUGGUAUGUUAAUGUAGAUGUGUAACUGGAUGACAUGGCAUGGCAUGGCAUUAUUUGCUGCUACAUGUGCUAUUAUGAAGAUAUCAUGAAGUCAAGGAUUAAUUAAAGACAAAGAUACUGAAAUCACAUGCAUGGUAACAUGGCACAAAAUUAUAGUGGAAGAGGAGCACAUGCAUGGCUGGAAAUAAUAAUACCUUUUCCAGUUUUCAGACAGCUUCAAAAUGGGGUAUUGUAAUUUACACCCUUCUAAACAGACUAUUAUUAGAAUUUGUUGUUUAGCAUAUCAUUAGUUUGAAGAAUAGCUCCUACUUAAGGCUUAUGGUCAGUGUGUACUGAUCUGUAAUUUGUUUUUUUAAGGAUAUUAUCCUGUACUUUUUAUGAUUUUAGUGUGUACUUUGUACUUUAUAUAUUUUAUA
This is a messenger RNA of Cicer arietinum (chickpea), 1789 nucleotides long. Its product is annotated as GATA transcription factor 11-like. Gene Ontology annotation, molecular function: zinc ion binding; sequence-specific DNA binding. The record is from RefSeq and is a predicted model, not a curated record. Gene Ontology annotation, biological process: cell differentiation; regulation of DNA-templated transcription. Gene Ontology annotation, cellular component: nucleus. Lineage: Eukaryota; Viridiplantae; Streptophyta; Magnoliopsida; Fabales; Fabaceae.